Bathycoccus prasinos is the source of this 930-nucleotide messenger RNA. Its product is annotated as Fip1 motif containing protein. The coding region runs from base 1 to 930 and encodes 309 amino acids. The record is from RefSeq and is a predicted model, not a curated record. Lineage: Eukaryota; Viridiplantae; Chlorophyta; Mamiellophyceae; Mamiellales; Bathycoccaceae. The transcript is spliced from 2 exons.
AUGACCGAUCCUACAACUUUUUUAUUUGGUGAAAGUGACGCUCCUUCGGGACAAGUUUCUCGUGAAAGCGAGUCGGAGAACAAAAUAUACAGUGAGGAUAAUAUAGUAGGGUCGAAAGGCUCAGGGCUUAUUCCAUUACCAAAGGCACCUCCAGGAAAACCCAAGGUUCAAGAUAGUAUUCCACCUGCUCAGCUGCCAGAUGGAAGAUGGAACACGUUCAAUGGGCAACCACCACUUGCUCGCUUCAACUCAAGAGGUCAGCGCAUUCUACCUGGUGGGUCUGGGGGAUCACGAUUUAUUCCGCCAGAAGAGUACAAAGAGUUCUUACAUUUAGGACACGGGGGUAUCUUUGACCUAGAUCUAAAUAAUGUAGACAUGCUGCCAUGGAGAGUUCGCGGAGUAGAACAAGAUGCAUACUUUAACUAUGGUUUUAACGAGAGAAACUGGCGGGAAUAUACCACUGAGAUCAGGAGAGCACGGAUUGAUGCUCAUCUAAAAAACCAAAUUGAAAUAGUCUCAGGAGUGAAUUUUGAUUCUGAGUUGCCCGACGAAGUCCGUCAAGCACUGACAAACUCUAGCAUAACUGAUCAAGAAAACUCGAAAAUAGCUCAAAGAGCCUUUCCUGACAAUGAACUAUCUCAAAUCAAUUCAGUCCCAGGUAUUCAAAACAGCGAGGAAUUAGCAGUUCUGAACCAUAUGCCUGAGUCAGAGCAUUAUGGGAAAUACAAUGGAAUAUUUUCGACAAAUUAUUCUGAAUAUAUAACUAGUGAUACGAUUAAUUUACCUCAAAUCCAAGAUGAAGCGAGGAGGCUGCAAGAACAGUAUACCAAAGAUGCAAUAUUUUUAGAAGCAGCUUCUCAAAAGAUGCACCGCGAGUUGAGACAAAAAAUAAAAGUUUUAAAAAACAUAUUGACUAGUCAAAGUAUGUAA